ACCUUUGAGCCUUUUCUCACCGUUAAUGAUCACUCUACUUUAACUAUGAAUACAAACACUUCAACUUCUAACCAGUCCUCUUACUCUUUUAAUCAAGCAAAACACCAUACCUCCAGAAAACAACAAACUGAUAGGGACCCUGUGCCUGUCCCAGUUAGUGUGAGAAAAACUACAAAAUUUCCCACACUGAUCAUCACAACAAACACCACUUUCAAUUUGGUACAACAAUUUACCUCAGCAGUCAACCUACAACCAUCUAAUCUUUCGGGGCUCUCCAAACCCAAGAACAUAUUUACAACUAAGCCCAACCUAUUAACAGCUAACAACCUAGCCUUUUUACCUAACUCUACUGCCAACUCUUAUCAAGAUCUACCUAUGGACACUCACUCGAAUGCUAUAAUUAAAUCCUUACCAAAAAAAUCUUAUACUACUGCACUUACAGAUAACCAAAAAGUUAAACCUAAAUAUAAAUAUUCGGGCCAUCAAGACUUUCAAUACCUUAAUCGAAACAAACCAUCCCUCCUACUAUCCACACUUGAUGAAAUCAAAGCUAUAAUUAAUUAUAUAUCUAUACUUGAACCAAUUAUCCUACCAGCUACUUCUCAACAGCAAGUCAAAACUGCUAUUGCAUUUUUACAUACUCACUUUACCUUCAGAGAGGUUCACUUCCACAUUAUCAAUAUCCCUGAACUCCCUGUAUCUAAAUGGAAACUUUUUAACAAUUAUGUUCCUGAUAA
Molecule: messenger RNA, 737 nt
Organism: Dentiscutata erythropus
Lineage: Eukaryota; Fungi; Glomeromycota; Glomeromycetes; Diversisporales; Gigasporaceae
Source: the annotation of a GenBank genome assembly